ACAGAAACUAAUGCAGUAUGUCAAUGUAUAAAAAUCAUUUCCAUACAAUUGCUCAUCUCUUCACUCAGCACAGAGAGUCAUCACACACUGACAAGAUGCUGCCAGCACUCUGCUCUCUCUUCACUGCUCUCUCAUGUGUCAGUGGUGUGACUGUGGUGACACAGAAGCCUCCUGUUCUCACAGCGACUAAAGGAGAGAAGAUCACUAUGCACUGUAAUCUGGGAUCUGUUACUGCUAGUGCUGCUCGCUGGUAUAAACAGGUUCCAGGAGGAGCUACACAGUAUGUGUUGAGGAAUUAUCAUGACUGGAGCUCUCCUCAAUAUGGAUCUGGCUUCUCCUCUCCUAAAUUCACAUCAACACACUCAUCUCAAUCAGAUUACACUUUGAUCAUCAGUAAUGUGGAGGUAGGAGACUCUGCAGUUUAUCACUGUAGCACAUGGGACGGCUCUGCUAGUGAGUGGGUAUCACACACUGUGGUAUUCGGCCAAGGAACAAAGCUGAUCGUCACUGACUCUGCUCUCCCGGCUCCUGUUCUGACCAUCUUCCCUCCAUCCAGUGAAGAGCUGAAGUCUAACAAAGCCACUCUAGUGUGUUUGGUCAAUGACAUGUCCAGUGGUCUUGCUGAUGUGCGUUGGCUGGUGGACAGAAACCCGAUCAGCAGUGGAGUGACCACUGGCUCUGCAGAGCAGCAACCCAAUAAGAAAUUCAGACUGAGCAGCUAUUUGACCAUUGAGAGAUCAGAGUGGGAUAAAGAUAAAGCCAUAACAUGUGAAGUGUCUGCUGCCUCAAAAGCCACAACUAAAGAGAUUAAGAAGUCUGAAUGCAGCGACUGAACCUGAUCACAUCUGAUACAUUUUCAUUCUUUUCAUGCAAACUAACAGUUACUACUUGGCAGAGCUUCAUAGCAACAGUAGUUUAAUGUGUAGUGAAGGAUGUUGAUUUCAUUAACCACAACUGGAUCAUCUCCUGCUUAUGGAGUCAUUUGACUUUUAUGUUUAUGAACAAAACUGUUUGAUGAACUUUAAUAAAAUGCAUAACUAAAAAAACUUUGUUGUCCAUUUUUCAUGG
Messenger RNA from Colossoma macropomum (tambaqui), 1068 nucleotides. RefSeq names its product immunoglobulin lambda-1 light chain-like. NCBI's taxonomy places the organism in Eukaryota, Metazoa, Chordata, Actinopteri, Characiformes, Serrasalmidae. The coding region runs from base 18 to 833 and encodes 271 amino acids. Gene Ontology annotation, cellular component: MHC class II protein complex. Gene Ontology annotation, molecular function: MHC class II protein complex binding. The transcript is spliced from 5 exons. Gene Ontology annotation, biological process: antigen processing and presentation of exogenous peptide antigen via MHC class II; immunoglobulin production involved in immunoglobulin-mediated immune response; peptide antigen assembly with MHC class II protein complex. The record is from RefSeq and is a predicted model, not a curated record.